Messenger RNA from Linum tenue, 2545 nucleotides. NCBI's taxonomy places the organism in Eukaryota, Viridiplantae, Streptophyta, Magnoliopsida, Malpighiales, Linaceae. The record is from the annotation of a GenBank genome assembly.
AGAAAGAAGAAGAAGAAGAAGAAGAAGAAGAAAAUAAACGAGACUAGAGAAAUUCCUUGUUCGCUGAUUGCUUCGUCCUUUCACAGACAGCCGUGGGGCGGAACUCGCUUCCUUUCAAUUUCUUCUUUCUCCCCCCUGUCCUUUGCUGGCUCGCUGCGUGUCGCCGUUGCUUUUUCGCUCCCUCUCUCUUUCGGUGCUUGCUGUGGAAAGUCAAACUUGGUUCCAUCAAUGAGCCAGUUUGACAUUUCUAAGCAGUGCUAUGACUAGAGCAAAGACCCAGUGACAGCAAGUUAUCGAGGGCAUCCUUGUGGUCGAGCUUCUUCUCAUCUGCUUUCACGGUCUUUGAAUCAUAUCGUGAAUCACCGACCUGUGAAAAGAAGGGAGUUCAUAGCAGAAGUAAUGGUUGGACAUCAGCUGUAAAGAAAGUUGUGGCUGGUGGUUCAAUGAGGAGACUCCACGAGCGGGUACUAGGACCCACUAAAAUCGGGAUACCUACCCAAACCAGUGAUAUAUGGCUGCUGGGUACUUGCUAUAAGAUCUCAGCUGAUGGUUGUUCUGCAGAAGCAGAAGCUACAGGCAAUAUUUUAGCUGAAUUUACACAUGAUAUCUCUUCAAGAAUCCUAGUUACAUAUAGGAAAGGUUUUGAUGCCAUUGGAGAUUCAAAAUUAACAAGUGAUGUAGGCUGGGGUUGCAUGGUUAGGAGCAGCCAGAUGUUGAUUGCUCAAGCAUUGCUUUGUCAUCAAUUUGGGAGAUCUUGGAGAAGAACUUCAGUUGAGCCACAGGAUCAAGACUAUAUCACGAUCUUGCAUCUUUUCGGCGAUUCAGAGGCGUCACCAUUCUCUAUCCACAAUCUUCUUCUAGCUGGAAAGGCUUAUGGCCUUGCAGCUGGAUCAUGGGUAGGGCCAUAUGCUAUGUGCCGGUCCUGGGAAACUCUGGUCCGCUCAAAGAGAGAGGAAACAGUCCCUGAGCUCUGCCCAUUUCCUAUGGCUCUUUAUGUUGUUUCUGGAGAUGAAAAUGGGGAGCGAGGUGGAGCUCCAGUUGUCUGCAUUGAAGAUGUCCAUAGAAGUGUAGAAUUUUCUAAAGGACAGGUAGACUGGACGCCUAUUAUUCUAUUAGUUCCCCUGGUCCUUGGACUUGACAAAGUAAACCCCAGGUAUAUUCCAUCGCUCCAGGCAACAUUCACCUUUCCUCAAAGCCUUGGCAUUUUAGGUGGAAAGCCCGGUGCUUCAACGUACAUAGUUGGUGUGCAAGAUGACAAUGCAUUUUAUCUCGAUCCACAUGAAGUUCAACAGGUAAAUGACAACUGAGAAUGGUGUUUCCUUCAUAUUAGUUUCCAGCACUGAUGGAGACUAUGAGAAAUGGCUGAUAUAUGCAUCUGUUGCUUGGAAAAGUCUAAUGAAGUUCCAGCUCUCAUUUAGUUUUAGAUUGUUAUAAUUUCACUAAUUCACUUUGUACAGUAUUACAGCUCUCUUUGCAGUGCCGUCACUGUAAAGCACUUCUUUUUUAGUGAUUGCCCUUUCAGUUGAUUUCCAUGCCCAACUAAGGACCCUUCAUUCAUAAUCGAUCUUGGGAAAGAUCAUUGGCACUAUAUAUUAUUGGUCCCAUUUCCACCCCGACCCUGACCCCGCCCUCCACCCCACCUUUUCUUUCUCGUCCUUAAUGCCUGUUAUUACUCUUGUAAAGAGUCAAUUCAGAUGAUGUUGGUGGGUGAAGGAGGUUGUCUGUCGUUUUUCCUUUGUCCUUCCCUGUUUCGGUCCAUCAAAGUAGGGGGUUCUUUUUUAUUAAUGGAUUUCAGUUGCACUUCUAUUACAAUUAUCGUUAGUUACAAUGGACGAGUGCAUGAUUGUACUGAAAAAGCUCUUGGUUCUUCAGGUAGUCAACAUCAGCAAAGAUGAUUUGGAGGCUGAUUCAUCAUCAUACCAUUCCAAUGUCAUACGGCAUAUUCCCCUGGAAUCAAUCGAUCCCUCGCUUGCAAUCGGGUUCUACUGCCGAGACAAAGACGACUUCGAUGAGUUCUGUUCCUUGGCAUCAAAGCUAGCCGAAGAAUCGAAUGGCGCACCGUUAUUCACCGUGGCACAUUCCCAUCAGAAUACGUUUGUCAGCAGCUGCGAUGCCUAUCAAGAAGAUGAUGAUGCAGAUGAUGGACAUGGUGGGGACGAAUGGCAACUGCUCUAAUACCUCCAGUCUGUUAGCUCUGUACAUUUGCGUAGACAUUUGUAUGUAUACAAGUGAGUGGCAGUCAUUUGCUUAGUCUGAUGCUUGCAAUUGAAUUGUCCUUUGUUAUUGGAGUUCGAUUGAUGAUGGAAGAAGUUUGUAGAUAUGUUGGUGGUGGGAGCCUCCAUUAGCCUCCUCCUUUUCUCAAGCAUUGUAUACGAUUCUUUGUUUGUUCUAGUGGUAGUUUGGCUGAUAUGAAUUGAAUUCAUCUCGUUGUGGGGAAUUGUUUCCUGAUGUUCUAUAACCGUACCUACAGGUAAUGUUGGUCGAGCUGUGUAUUGGAGACCAACUCGCUACGGUUUAUAUUACAACUUACCGUAUUCAUUGUUAG